Messenger RNA from Nasonia vitripennis (jewel wasp), 700 nucleotides. RefSeq lists its product as uncharacterized. The record is from RefSeq and is a predicted model, not a curated record. The coding region runs from base 1 to 435 and encodes 144 amino acids. The transcript is spliced from 4 exons. Lineage: Eukaryota; Metazoa; Arthropoda; Insecta; Hymenoptera; Pteromalidae.
AUGUAUAAAAGUGUGCAUGCCUGUGCGUAUGUAAGAAUAUUCAAUUUCUUUCUAUUUUUCAUUACAACUCUUGUAGACAGUGUACCCGUAAGCUUUGAGCUGAACCAAAUUUUGGAUGCUCCAAUUUUCUAUGGCAACGUUGAAUGCAAGACACCUUUCAAGGCUGCUAUUAUGAGGCUGGAUCAGUUAGCUGCGGACAUGAUCGAGGUCAAGCAAGAAGUGAUUUCCUUAAAGGGUAAUCAAGCUGCUGUAACUAACUUUUUGGCUGAUAAAAAGGUAGUUGUCAAGAGUACAGCAGACUUCGAAGGAAAGUAUCAGACCACAAUACCUUUAGCUCGGUAUGAAGAUUUCCAAGCUGUCGAAGAAAAAUUGAAGACAGAUGGUCUGUUUAAAAAAGAUGUGAUACUAUUUAGAGCUCAAGUCUCAUGUUCAUAAAGUAGAGUGCAAUGUGAAUUAAUCCAUUGUGAAGAUGAUGAAGAAAUGUUCCACAAAGGAUUUGGCAAUGAAAUUUACUGCAAUCAGAUCAUCAGCAAAAAAUAAGGAAAAAAUGAAGUUCAGACCAACUGAGCUCUGUGCGAUGAUGGAAGAUGAGUGCAAACCAUAUUUAUCUGCAUCCCGUUUCUAAUACGCAGUUCCAAAUGAAAUUAUAUUUUUAAUUUUUUAAUAAACGCACGUCAUUAUAGCAAUCAUUAAAUUAUAU